AAGGUUGCACUAUUUCAGAUUGUUGCUUCUGUUACAGAAGGUUGCACUAUUUCAGAUUGUUGCUUCUGUUACUGAAGAUUGCACAGUUUUAGAAAGUUGCAACUCUUCAAUGAAAGUACACACUGUUUCAGUGAACCAGUUCUACCCACCUGAUCCCCUUCAGGUUAAAAACAUUCUCUACAGCUGCUCUGUCCGUUUCCAAUUGCAUCAAAAUUCAACUUGUGGUGCUGCUGAAAAUUUUGGAACUGCUGCAAAACCUAAUGGCAUAAUGCAUGAACCUGUACGUGCUGAUAGACCCAAUGCAUUCAGUGACAACAGCUCAUCUGUUCUCUCUUGCAUACAAACAGCAGUUCCCUCUAACAUGGGGUUGAGACAAAUAAUAGAUGGGAGGAUUAUUAAGAAAGAACCUGUCUAUGGUGGGAAUUCUCCGUUUGCCUUUGGUCCUCACGGCAGUUACUUGGAGUCACGUUCUGCAAUGGGUGAUGCAUCUGUUUCGUCAUUUAGUAGUGUGGAGUCUAACACACAACCUCUUAAUGAACCUUUUCUAGAUGCUGACACUACUUCAUUUGGAUUUCUUGGGGAGAUGCCUCAAAAUUUUGGUUUCUCAGACUUAACUGCUGAUUUCACUAAUAGUUCUGGUAUUAAAAUGAGCUGGUAUGAUGCUAAUCAGGCAUAA
Capsicum annuum is the source of this 676-nucleotide messenger RNA. RefSeq lists its product as uncharacterized. The transcript is spliced from 5 exons. The annotation marks the transcript as partial. The record is from RefSeq and is a predicted model, not a curated record. Lineage: Eukaryota; Viridiplantae; Streptophyta; Magnoliopsida; Solanales; Solanaceae.